AUGCCACCAGAGUUGCAUAGACGAGUAUCAAAUACCGGAGAUGUUGAUGGAUUUGCCGUGCCGCAAUUAUACGUCGAGUUCCCUACCUCGACUCCAGCUGGUACUCCACCGAGUCAGCUUCGUGGGUUCGACAAAGUCUGGUUCCAGGCUGGUGAGAAGGAGACGGUAUCCUUUGAGCUCAUGCGCAGAGAUGUCAGUUACUGGGAUGUGAUCUCGCAGGACUGGUGUGUUCCUGCUGGAUCUUUUAUCUUUAAGGCUGAAUUCAGCAGCCGGGAUUUCCGCAGUAAUGUGACUGCGGCCCCGAUUAAGGUAUGA
Penicillium daleae is the source of this 315-nucleotide messenger RNA. RefSeq lists its product as uncharacterized. The transcript has 2 exons. Bases 1 to 315 code for a protein of 104 amino acids. Gene Ontology annotation, molecular function: beta-glucosidase activity. Gene Ontology annotation, biological process: glucan catabolic process. NCBI's taxonomy places the organism in Eukaryota, Fungi, Ascomycota, Eurotiomycetes, Eurotiales, Aspergillaceae. The record is from RefSeq and is a predicted model, not a curated record.